CAGCCUCAAGCUGACAAACCGGCUGUUUCAGUCCGAAGCAUCGGACGUUAAAUUGGGAAAAUGACCGACAGUGACCUCAGCAAACCGUGUUUUAGCGGCUAAGUCCACACGCCUUUUACCAACCGAAUAAACACGCACAUUAUCGCUAUCAAUUACGGCGAAAUAUCCACAAUUCAAGAGCAAUUUCAUACGAAACACUUUCCGUGUAGCGUGGGUUGCAUUUCUGGCACGAGCUAACAUAGCUUGUUAGCUAGAAAGCGAUAGCGACUUGGCUCGUUUCGGUUAGCUUGGUAGUCUGCUGCAUUAGCCACAACAAUGGAUAAAGCCAAUUCAAUUAUCGACAAAAAAGGGUCGGGACCAUGCUAUUCCAACGGACUGCAAAGGGGGUUUCAUUCUCAGGUCAACAACGGCGGCUGCAAUACAUACAGUGCAAGUGGAAAUUGUAGUGGCGGUUCGAGUAACGUUGAACAUUUCCAUCACUUACAUACUGUUACCUGUGAUGUCGAAUCUAGUGGCUCCUCUCCUGCAAAACGAUGCAGGUUACGAAGAAGAGUGGAGUCGGUGAAGAGAAACAGGCCACCUUUCCCCUGGUUCGGCAUGGACAUUGGCGGCACACUGGUGAAGCUGGUCUACUUUGAGCCCAAGGACAUCACCGCAGAGGAGGAGCAAGAGGAGGUGGAGAACCUGAAAAGUAUCCGCCGUUACCUGACAUCCAACGUGGCCUACGGCAAGACCGGAGUCCGAGACGUCCACCUGGAGCUGAGGAAUCUUUCCAUGUGUGGCCGGACGGGCAACCUGCACUUCAUCCGCUUCCCCACGCAGGCCAUGCAUCGCUUCAUCCAGAUGGGCAGCGACAAAAACUUCUCCAGCCUGCACACCACGCUGUGCGCCACUGGCGGAGGGGCCUACAAGUUUGAGAAUGACUUCAGAACGAUGGCUGAUUUGGAGCUGCUGAAGCUGGAUGAGCUGGACUGUCUGAUCCAUGGCCUGCUCUACGUAGACUCUGUGAGCUUCAACGGCCAACCGGAGUGCUACUUCUUCGAGAACCCGUCAGACACCCAGAACAGCGUGAAGACGCCGUGCAGUCUGGCCGACCCCUUCCCCAUGCUAUUGGUCAAUAUUGGAUCUGGGGUCAGCAUCCUGGCCGUGUACUCCAAAGACCACUAUAAACGGGUCACAGGCACCAGUCUUGGUGGAGGUACUUUCCUUGGCCUGUGUUGCCUGCUCACAGGCUGUGAGACAUUUGAGGAGGCGCUGGACAUGGCCAGCAGAGGUGACAGCAGCAACGUGGACAAGCUGGUGAAGGACAUCUACGGAGGAGACUACGAACGCUUCGGCCUCCAGGGAUCGGCUGUGGCCUCCAGCUUUGGUCACAUGAUGAGCAAGGAAAAACGAGACUCCAUAAGCAAAGAGGAUCUGGCCCGGGCGAUGUUGGUCACCAUAACCAAUAACAUUGGCUCCAUUGCCCGGAUGUGUGCCGUCAAUGAGAAAAUUGAGAGAGUUGUGUUUGUUGGAAAUUUCUUACGGAUCAACACUGUGUCAACUAAGCUGCUGGCCUAUGCUAUGGACUUCUGGUCGAAAGGACAACUCAAGGCCUUGUUCUUAGAACAUGAGGGAUAUUUCGGAGCUGUCGGGGCGCUACUGGAGCUGCUGAAGUCCCCCGAGGAGGCGUGAAGUGAUGCCCACCUCGUCCCUGAAGGAGCUGCUGAUUUUGACAGACGCUUCCUCUGGAAAUUGGAGAAAAAACCCUGUAGCAAAGCCAUUCAAAAAUGUAACCACUGUAAAUAUGCUUUAAAUCCCUCUCCUGAAAUGUCCUUGGAUAGAGGUUUUAAUGACUAACAGUGUCUUGUACUGAACUCUGGGUGGCGGUCUGGGGUCUGAGACAGACCUAACAGUUUUUGAUACCGUGUGUAAAUACCUAUUUGUGUUGUUCUAGAGUGCACUAAAGCCAAAUCCUGCUGAGAUUUCAUCCGUUUCGUAAUUCCAGUCAGUAUAUAUAUUUCAUGAUAUAUAUUAAUAUAAUAUAGCUUCUCUGAACAUGUGAAUAUGGCCUUUUGUUCUUUCCCUGUUGAAAAGACGUGACACACAAAAGCAAGGGUUCAGUUUCCUUUGUCGACCAAUGGGACCACGAGGUUGACUCUGCCGCAUUCUCAUUGGCUGGCCCCCGAAAGUAGGCGUGUCACACCAGGUGUCCAACACCUCUGUCGCCGCCGUGGCACAUCAUCACAGCCCGGUGAUCGGAGCGCGGUUCAAACCUUCGGUCGCCAUGCCAACCCCCUCCAGCUCUGGCCCCGUGGGGAUGAAACUCAGUCACCUGUUGGUGUGUGUCUGUCACAUGGAGACGCGUCACCAUCUAGACACCGCGGUUGUUCUGACACGCUUCGCAGCGACGCGGAGGUCUGACUACAGUGAAAGUGUAAAUGUUUCUGGAUGUCCGUUUCUGAAUCUGUUGGUGUUUCGCGCCUGCCUUUCCUCACUAACGAAAGUGUGCCCGUUUCCUACAAACAGAGUGUGUUGUUUCGUUACUAAGAUGGCGUAGCCCUUCUCCGACUCCGGGCCCCCGAGGAAACCCAGUCUGCAACCAUCCACGUUGUUCACUUGCCUGGACCUGGAAUUGCCUAGAACCCUCUUUUCUUGCUUUGUCGUUUGUAAAAAGAAAAAGCUAAAGUGCUACUGGCGGCGGUUAGUCUAGAUUGUCUGGACUCUCCUCCUGUGCCUGUUUCUAUGUGGGGAAUUCCUCUCCGGGGGGGCAGGGAUCCUUACCUGAGGUUUAGAAUUCCUUGUCUGUCAGCUGGCAGUCGCUGGGUGUGGUUGUUUAAGUCAUUGCUUAAAGCUAUUCAUCAGGACUGACCAGAAACACCACGUUGGACAUCAGCCACCCAAAUCAGUUAUGUCCAUUGAGUUCUGGCCUUAGGACCUCAUGGAACCUUGUGCAAGACGCUGCCUAGUAGAAAGGUCGGAUCCAAAGUGUCCCCACCUUCACUGUUGCUAAAUGACACCGACACUAGGUUUUGUCCUUGGCCUUGUGUGCUUAAUGACCCGACGGUGCCAUUCUCUUUUUCGAACUGUGUGGCGGUUCCAAUACUUCCUGCCACACCCCCCAGGCAGCUGCCUUGUUUGUCCAUUGGGACGAGACGUCUGUGGCUUGCCUUUCCGGACUUCUUUUCGUGCGCUGUGUUUUUACAUUUCAGCGUGUCUGUUGUCUUUGAAGGACGUGACGUGGGUGUCACAUCUUGGCCGGCGUGCCCACGGUUUUCAGUGGUUUUCACAUUGCUCAUCCGCGGGAUAGUUCUGACUCUAUUUAAUCGCAAAUGUUUCUUUUUUGUCAUUUUUUUUAUUUGACGAUUUUUAUUUUUCAAAAGUAGAUUUUGUCAGUUUGAAGUUUGUAUUUGUUUUGUUGUUCUAUGGCCAGUCUGAUCCGAGUGCUCUUCUAGUUAGCCCGGCUCCCAAUGGCAUGAAUGCACUUCUGAAAUGGGAUUCCACUUGACUAGGCCGAGGUACUAGUUUGAAUCAUAUGGCUAAACCCUGGAUUGCCAUUUCAAUAUUUAUACACAUUUAUUUUAAAAUAGGUUUUAAAAGUCCCCAUAUAUUGUAUUUAUUGAAAUAACAUAAAUUAUAUUUUAAGAUUAAGUGUUGAAACAAAGACCUCAAAAGUCUUCAAAACCAGACUGGUCACCAAGUCCCUGUACUGUUUGGAAAAAGGCCUUUUUGAUUUGCUUCUAAAUCUCAAAUUUUAUUUGUGAGGUAGGUUGUCAAGUUAAAAAAUAAUAUAUAUUUGACACUCCUGAAGACCAACUCUGUGUUGAUGCAGUUUUAUACUCUGAGUCAUGCUCACUGUGAAAGUCCUCAUCUUCAGCAUUUACAGUGUCUUUCAUCUCUUUAAUUGUGCCAUCUGUAUUAUGGACGAACUUUGUACUGGAAUGUGUAUGUCAAUAACACUAUUACAGCAUAAGAUCAUCCAUGUUAAGACCAUACAAAAAGUCGGUUUACACUGGAUUAACCAACACAACAGUAGUUUGACCUCUGAGAACAGGCUGAGAACACACUGAGCAGUAUUUUCUGUCCUCAUCUCUUAAAAGGCUGAAAACUAUGUCAUCCUAAAUCAGCCAGUAAUUGCGCCAAGUGUUUGUUUUGUAAUGGUAAGAGUUAUGCAAGCAGUUUUGCUCCAACAGGAAUCCUGUUUUAUCUUGAUUGAGAGAGGUUGUUCCACUCAAGUCCUGCUGAAUUGUAAACUACUAACUCUCACUUUGAAUGUACAGAGACAUGUAAAUAAAUCCACCAGCAAUCUGUC
Esox lucius (northern pike) is the source of this 4291-nucleotide messenger RNA. It is a transcript of the gene pank1a, whose product is annotated as pantothenate kinase 1a. Gene Ontology annotation, cellular component: nucleus; cytosol. Gene Ontology annotation, biological process: coenzyme A biosynthetic process. Gene Ontology annotation, molecular function: pantothenate kinase activity; ATP binding. The record is from RefSeq and is a predicted model, not a curated record. The coding region runs from base 316 to 1674 and encodes 452 amino acids. Lineage: Eukaryota; Metazoa; Chordata; Actinopteri; Esociformes; Esocidae. The transcript is spliced from 7 exons.